AUGGAGACUCUGGCGGCACUCCGGCCACGUGCCCGCACGCUGGUGCUGGGGGUGGUGACAAACCUGGUCAUUGACAAGCACAUGGGCGGCUGGACGCUGGGAGACAGAACGUCCCGCAGGGAAGGAGAUGCAGCCAUUGGAGGAGAGGAGGAUGGGACCCCCGCGGGCGAGGGGCCACAGGCAUCCACGGAGGAGACCUCCGGAGACCAGACCAGUGUAGGAGCCGCAGAUGCUGCAGAGCCUGCUGAUGGGGAGGCCACAGCCCCGGGGGGAGCUCCGCCCUAUGGAGAGGGCCCACCUGAUGGAGAAGAGGAGGAAGUCAUGCCUGAAGGAGAAGAGGAGGAAGGAGUGCCUGACGGAGAAGAGGAGGAAGUCAUGCCUGAAGGAGAAGAGGGGGAAGGAGUGCCUGAUGGAGAAGAGGGGGAAGUGGCGCCCGAAUGGGAAAUGGAAAACGAGGAGACCCUGGAGACGGGAGGGGAGCUGGAGGAGGAAGGGGAGCAGGAGUCUGAUGUGAAAAUCGUGUCCUCCGAGGGGAAAGCCAGCUCCAUAGAGGUCACCUCCUCAGACACCAGUCUUGUGGACACGGCUGGGGACUCGGAGUCCGCCCAGCAGGCAGCAGGCUUCUCUGAGUGGCCGGGCCAGGAUGCUUCCAGACUUAGGCUCAGCCAUUCGACGGAGUCCGAUGACGAGCUCCAGCGGGGCCCCCCGCACCCCCUGCGGCCGAGCUCGAGGGGCCGGACCCCAUCCUCGGACGAGCUGUCCCUGACCUCGGAGGCGUCCUUGGCCCUGGAGCCAGGCAUGGCCGCCCCGGCGUCCCGGCCGUCCCCCAGGCCCGGGCCCCCGCCCUCCUUCCUGCACAGGAUCCAGCACCUCAGCCUGGAAGAGGGGGUCGCAGAGCCACCGGGGUCGGAGGGCAGCGACGAGCCAGAUGAGGACGUGUCCCACCUGGUGGUCUUGGACCCCAACCACCCCCUGAUGCUAAGGUUCCAGGCCGCGCUGAACAGCUACCUGAACCGGCAGGUGGAGAAGCUGCAGCUGGAGCUGCUGGAGCUGGGCGUGGCUUCCAAGCAAAGCCAAACGCAGCGGCAGGAGCUGGGCGUGGACCUGUACGGGGUGCAGCAGCACAUGGCGGCCCUGCAGGUGCAGCUGGAGAAGAGCCACGACCGCUACUCCCUGGCCACGUGUGCCCGGCAGCAGACGGAGGAGGAGCUGCAGCGCAUGCGCCUGCUCUACACCCGCACCUGCGAGGCCGCCAACGCCGAGCGCAGGAAGUUGGCGGCGCUGCAGACCGAGAUGGAGAACCUGGCCCUGAACCUGUUCUACAUGCAGAACAUCGACCAGGACACGCGGGACGACAUCCACGUGAUGAAGCAGAUCGUGAAGAAGUCGGAGGCGGAGCGGGUGCGGGCCGAGCGGGACAAGAAGCAGCAGGACCUGCACGUGGACCAGCUCACCACCCGGGCCCAUGAGCUAGAGGAACAGAUCGCCCUGUUCGAGGCCCAGUCAGGGGCCCAGGCAGAGGAGACCCGCAUGCUCCGGAAAGCCGUGAGCGAGGUAAGAGGGACCCCACGCCCUCCGCCCAGAGGCACCUGCAGCACCACCGUGCGGCGCCCACGUGCCUGUCCAACGAGUGAGCAGACCACCUCCAACAAGAUGACCAAGUACUUCCACCAGCUGCUCCACAAGCUGCAGAAGCAGAAGACCAACCUGGUGACACACCUCUCCAAGAUCGACGGCGACAUCGCCCAGGCCACGCUGGACAUCACCCACACCAACUGCCGGGCGGACGUGCACCGGGAGGCGCUGGCCGAGCUGGACAAGGAGGUGCAGAAGGUCAACGAGCUCAUCGGCAACAGCGAGCCCCUUUGCCGCCCGCAUGCCUCCGCCACAGAGAAGAUCGAGCAGGAGAAGAGGGAGCAGAAGGACAUCCAGCGGCACAUGAAGGACCUGGACAACGACCUGCGCAAGCUCAACCUGCUCCUGAGCCGCAACCGCAGCAGCUCCGAGGGCCUGCAGCAGGCCAACCUGCUCACCGAGAGCCAGUUCCUGCAGGCGCUCAAGGUGCGCCCGGCGGGCGGGCCCACGGCCCAGGGGCAGGGCGGUGGUAGUGGGCACAGUGUGGACACACAACACCAGAUCCUGCUCUGGGAGAAAAAGAUCCAGCUGGCCAAGGAGAUGCGGGCCUCGGUGGACUCGGAGACGGGCCAGAAGGCGUACAGGAGGCGGCUGGACAAGCUGGAGCAGCUGAACCAGGAGAAGAUGUCGCUCCUCAACCGCCUGGUGGAGGCCGACACGUCUCUGAUCCGGCCCAAGAACUUCUCUGAGCUGGUGACCCUGCAGACGCGCCUCAAGCACCUGCAGGCGGUGAAGGACGGCCGGUACGUGUUCCUGUUCCGCACCAAGGCGGCGCAGCUGGAGGAGCGCAGGCGCCUGGACCACCGGCUGGCCGCCAUCGGCGCCAUCCUGGACCACGUGAAGGACGAGCACCCCCAGUUCCAGGAGGCCCUGCUCAAGCUCAGACAGACGGUCGCCAGCCAGCUGGACGCCCCCGGGCCCUCCUAGCGCGCAGCCCUGCCCGCGCCUCCCAGGCCUGCCGGCCGGGAAGAGACCAGGGUGCUGCGUAUUCCCUGGGAGCCGUAUCUUUUUGUGUCCCCGGAAGCCACGUCCACCUGCAGAGAAUGACGCUGAGAGAACAGGCCAGCGCUGCAGGACACUGGCCACCCGCUUGUUUAACCCAAGUCGCCUCCCGACCUUCCUGGUGGCGUUAGGCAGGUCAUCCCUUUGCAGAGGCAGCGCCCGAGAGGCCAACCCCGUGCCCAGGCUGACGGAGCACGUGCUCCCUGAGCACCACCUGGGCUGUGGAGGCUCCCGUUUCUGCACGUGCGCACCUGCAGACUCACACCCACCUCCUCCUGGGCAGCUACCCGCUCCCACCCCACAGAGAACCGGGUCCCUUCUCCUCCCCCACUCCGGCCCGGGUUAAAUCCAGACUCUCCCCCGAGGGAGACCGGGCUUACAGAGAGCCGACCGCUGAAAUAAGACAGACCCACCCCAGGGCUGCCCACUGGUCCCGCCUCCAGGGUCGGGAGCGCCCUCCUCCCGCACCCGGUCCCCCAGCACCUGCUAGCCGGCCUCUCUGCAGUGGAACGGGAAGGGUUCUAUAGAAUUUCACUUGCACACUUUUCAACAGAAAAGUAAAUAUUUUUUCCUGAA
This is a messenger RNA of Myotis davidii, 3213 nucleotides long. RefSeq names its product coiled-coil domain containing 40 (gene CCDC40). The coding region runs from base 1 to 2562 and encodes 853 amino acids. Gene Ontology annotation, biological process: heart looping; epithelial cilium movement involved in determination of left/right asymmetry; axoneme assembly. Gene Ontology annotation, cellular component: cytoplasm; cilium. The transcript is spliced from 15 exons. NCBI's taxonomy places the organism in Eukaryota, Metazoa, Chordata, Mammalia, Chiroptera, Vespertilionidae. The record is from RefSeq and is a predicted model, not a curated record.